CGAUCCCCGACUCGACUGACCGCAGCAUCCCUCCAUCCUUUGCCUGCUUUCCUCUGCGCUCUCUUGCAUCCUCUGGUGUCCUUCCUUACUGUGUGCAUCACGAAUGACCUGCAUUCUUGCUCUUAUGCUGCAGUGAUCAUCUGCACAGCGAUCCGACACCCCCACCCUCCCUCAUCUGCCUGUUGAGUUAGUCUGUCAUGUGCCUGCGCGAGAGCGUUUGCACGGCCAGUUGCAGGCAUCAACACGCCGAGAUGACCAUGUCUUGAUCUUUACCCACUCUCCUCGUCAUAGAUUUUCAUCUCUCGCCUUACUGCACGCCCUCCUCCAACGCCCAACCUGUCGUCGAUGGUAGUCCAGGAUGGCUUCCAACUUCAUGUCUCGAUUUACGGCCUCCAACAACCCUUCUGCCUCCAUCUAUGACGCCAUCCGGCAGGAAGAUGAGGAUUCGGACAAUUUCGAUGUUGAGGAGACCGCGGGGUUGGCCCUAGAUGGAGCAAACGGAAGAGAUGGGUUCAACAAUCAAGAAUUACACCGGUCCAAUCUUCGGUCACAUCGGAGAAGCCCCCGUCAUGAUGGCCGUGCUGCUGCUACUGCUGCGGCCUCCGCCGAGUCUCAAGUGCAGCGGAAAGAUACGCGCAGAGCCCAGAACAAGACAAGACGAACCCCGAGAACUCACAAACUCUUGGAUGUGGAAGAGGCGGACGACGAUGUCCCAGCGUCGUUGCUGAUCGAUCACAACGCAAUGGGUCUUGAUCAUGGCUCCAUGUCGCUACCUCCUCCCCCAAGCCUGAUGCCGGAGGGCCUUUUGCAAGGUCGCGAUGCCAGUCCUUCGACGGCUGCUCAAGAUUUCCAUGCAAGAUACCGACCCAAGUCCAGUCCAAGCAGCGGCCAGAGAACGGCACAAUCUAGGCCAGCUGGACGUAUUGUUGGAGGCAACCUGGCCACAGCAGAUCCUAAGGAGAAAGCCAUGUUUCGAUGGGUCAAUGUGACAGAUCUGGAUAACUUCCUGCUGGAGGUCUACACCUAUUACUUGAACCACGGUUUCUGGUCUACGAUCCUCAUGCGAUUCUUCAAUCUCCUUACUGUUGCCUUCGUGGUCGGCUUCUCCAUUUUCCUCACUCAGUGUAUCGACUACCGAGAGAUCAGAGGGAGCACGAAGAUGUCCGAGAUCCUCGUACCGCAAUGUACCAAACGGAUGGGAUUUGUUCCGAACGCUUUGCUCUGGCUCACCACUUUCAUAUGGCUCUGGAAAGGUGUCCUGUACCUCUUCGACAUCCCUCGUCUGAAAAACAUGCAUGAUUUCUAUUUUUACCUCCUCGACAUCCCUGAGCCGGAAAUCCAGUCAAUAUCAUGGCAGGAAGUUGUCAGUCGCCUGAUGGCUCUGCGUGACUCGAACCCCAUUAUUUCUUCAACGUCCAAAAAGACCAGUGGCUAUAUCAAAUCGCAGAACAAGCAACGGAUGGAUGCGCACGACAUUGCCAACAGACUGAUGCGAAGGCAGAACUACAUGAUUGCCAUGAUCAACAAGGAUAUAUUGGACCUGACUCUACCCAUCCCCUUCUUCGGCAACCGCAAGCUCUUUACUCGGACACUAGAAUGGAACAUUGAGCUGUGCAUUAUGGACUUUGUUUUCAACCGCAAAGGACAAGUUCGACCUCUGUUCCUGAAGGAUACACACCGGAAAGACCUAGCGAAUGCCCUCCGUUCACGUUUCAUCCUGGCGGGAUUUACCAGCCUUGCCUUUGCCCCGUUCCUUGCCACGUUCUUCGUCCUGAAACACUUCUUCCAGAAUUUCAAUGACUACCAGAAGAACCCUGCUCAGAUUGGCAUGAGAGAGUAUACGCCGUUUGCACAGUGGAAGUUCCGAGAAUUCAACGAGCUGCACCACCUAUUCCGGCGGCGGAUAAACAUGUCGUAUCCUUUUGCCGACAGAUAUAUCAAUCAAUUCCCCAAAGAUAAAACCGUCCAGAUUGCCAGAUUCGUCAGCCUGAUAUCUGGAGCCGUGGUAUCGGUCCUGGGCCUCGCAACCAUCUUGGAUCAAGACAACUUUUUAAAUUUCGAGGUGACGCCGGGCCGAACUACAAUAUUCUAUAUUGGCAUUUUCGGGUCGAUAUGGGCUGUUGCGCGUGGCCUGCUGCCGGAUGACAAUAUGGUCUACGACACGGCCUUUUCGAUCGGAGAGGUGAUACAGUUUACACAUUACGAGCCGCAGCACUGGGCGGGCCGUCUUCACACCGUGGAGGUCAAAGAAGAAUUUUCCCAGUUGUACCAGAUGAAACUCGUCAUCUUCCUGGAGGAGGUGCUCAGUAUUUUCUUCACGCCCUUUGUGCUAUGGCUCAGUUUACCCAAAUGUAGCGAGCGAAUCAUUGACUUCUUUCGAGAAUUCACGGUGCACGUCGAUGGUAUAGGAUACGUCUGUACGUUCGCCGAGUUUCGCUUCAUGAACCAGGCGAUGCGGCCUGCUCCCAAGGAAAGAUCACCGCCGGCAGAAGCCGGUACAGGUGGUGCAGUCACAGAUGUGGGUAACACCAAUGCCAAUGCCAAUUUGCGGGACGACUAUUUCGCGUCCAAGGACAACAAGCUCGAACACAGUUACUGGGGCUUCAUGAACGACUACGCGCGCAAUCCGAAAACCGAUAUCCAUUUUCCUUAUCACACCUCCAGACGGCGCUUUAACUUCAACAUGCCACCCCCUGUCCCGGGAUUGCCUUCACCAUCGUUCCCAGCAUCAGACCACGGUAAUACGUUCAGCGGUGGUAUGCACGCCCAUCGACACAGUGCAGGAGGCCUCGGUUCGAUAACAUCGCCGCAUCGUGGAGCCUUGGGUACUCCCAGAUUUGGCGCCCAGCAUCCCCCAACGGGUCAGGGCCAUGGGCAGUCUCAACCAUUUGGCUCUCCGCUUCAGUCGCUGUUGCUCGACCCACAUCAUCAACCCUCUGUGAGCGGGUUCGCUUCGUCGCCACAGGCUCUUCGACCACGUGGCUCGCUUUUUUCGAAGCCCCGGCGGGCUGCUACGGUUGAGCGCGGGCAUGAAAUUCCCGACGAUGUCGCGGAGGAAGAAGAUUCCACUGAGCUUCAGGCUCAGAGAACAGGACCAUCUCAACCGACUGCAGGGGGGGUCCAAGAUCGCCUCUCUUCUGCGCCCGCAGGUCUCACGGCUCACGAGGGCGAACUAGGGUCCUGGAAAUAUGAAAUUGAUUCAUCCUCUGGGACAGGUAGUGAAGAUGAAGAAAAUGAACGCGAUGCGCGGGCGAUCAUGCAACCCAUGGGACCACUGGGGCUUAUCAGACAGUUUCAGAAGGCUCAGGCUCAGGAAGGAGGCAGGGCAAGGGGGACUGAGACGGGCCUUUGAUACUGAAAAUGGGACGUGGGCGGCAGGAAGGAGGGAGUGGAAAAGGCCGGAAGUGAGCACGUCUUGGAGAAAGCAUGAUCGACAGGAGAGGAUCAAUGGCUGAGCAAAGCAGGAGAAGGUCUAACGUGAAUGAGUCGGGCCAAGGAGAAACCUGGAAACUCCCGUGACGCCCGAAAUACUCAAGGCAUCUUAUUUGGCAACAGGUCUGGGCUGCUUUGGUUGUGUAAGAUAACAGCUCAAGGGAUAUUGCAUCAGCAUGGCACAGGCGACAGCGGCGCGCAAAUGGGUUAUACCAGCAUCGGGAAAAGGGCAAGGGGGAUUUCCCGAUAUCUGGAUCGUCUUGGAUUCAUGUCCUGCAUGCCGAGAGCCUGGCGUCGGAAAACGCUCUCGAAAGCAACUUGCCGACGUUCGGCAUAUGGCAUUUGUAGAAGUCCAGUUCUCAGGAUCGACGAAGGGGGAAACGUACAGGACAAGUCCUCCCUCAUUAGGAGUAAAAUAUCCCAAAAAGGCUUCAGGGCCAAGCGUUCCCAAAGCA
Cladophialophora immunda is the source of this 3887-nucleotide messenger RNA. RefSeq lists its product as uncharacterized. The transcript has a single exon. The record is from RefSeq and is a predicted model, not a curated record. The coding region runs from base 359 to 3352 and encodes 997 amino acids. Gene Ontology annotation, biological process: autophagy of mitochondrion; protein localization to phagophore assembly site. NCBI's taxonomy places the organism in Eukaryota, Fungi, Ascomycota, Eurotiomycetes, Chaetothyriales, Herpotrichiellaceae. Gene Ontology annotation, cellular component: phagophore assembly site; autophagosome.